Punica granatum (pomegranate) is the source of this 1659-nucleotide messenger RNA. The record is from RefSeq and is a predicted model, not a curated record. Lineage: Eukaryota; Viridiplantae; Streptophyta; Magnoliopsida; Myrtales; Lythraceae.
AAUGUACAAAUAACAUAGAGAGAGAGAGAGAGAGAGAGAGAGAACAGGAGAAGUCUUAGGCCAUCUCUCGUGGGACCCGGGCACCGUUCUUCCCUAUCACUUCCAGCUAAUAUCUUAAUCCCUUUAUGGUAUCGUUGGCAGCCUCCCAAUCAUUCCACCUUCUCUCUCUCUCAAGCCUCUUCUCUCUUUCCCCUAUCUUUGGCAUGAGGAUAUCAUUAAUGGCCUCAUCUCCAGCUUCCUCCUCUCUGUUUCGUUAAUGUUCAGACACCCUCCAACCCCAUCAUCAUCUUCUCCCCCCUUCCCCCCUCUUCUAUAUAACCGCAUGCCUCCCUCUGCCAACCUUUCCCUGCAAGAGAGGGAAAAAGUUCCAUUCGUUCCUCCAUUUCUAUAAUGAUCACAAGCCUCUGCAAAAAGGGUCUUCACUCCUUUCUUGGCUUCACCAACUUAGUCGACUCUCCUCCUCCUCCGGUUCUGCAUCCGUCGCUGCCCGCUGCCUCCAAAGGCCACGCUCUGGCUUCUGGGAUUGGCCUCACCACUGCAACCGGUGAGUUCCCUCGAGGGCCGAACGUGGUGGAGUCCACUGCCCUCUGUUCUCCCCCGCCGCUGGCAAAGGAGGACCCCAGCUUGUCUAGUUUCGUAGACGAGGUCGGAGGAGGGGUGGUCGUGGACGGGCUCAUGUCUUGCACGGAGAGCCUCGGGUUCGAGAGCUCAGAUGAUAUCUGGGCCGAUGAGUGGUACCCUGCCUGGCCUGCAAAGCCCGUUGAAAGGACGACAAGGUUGAGGGAGGCGAGCGAGAGGAGGGAGAAGAAGUUCCCCCCACCGAUCUCGUCUUUGAAUCACAAGGGGCAGCGGAGCUUCUUCUUCCGUCCGGUGAGGACGGAGGGGAGGCUGGAGCUGGCGGAGGUGAGGAUAGACUGCCCCGAGAUCCUCCGCGCUUCGAGGGAAGACGGGCGCUUGAGGCUCGACUUGAUCGUAGAGGAAGACAUGGAAACCGAAGAACAAGAAAAAGAACAAGAAGAAACCAUAGAAGAAGAAGUCGAAGGAGAAAAACAAGAAGAAGUGCAAGAAGAUCAAGAUCGUGUCGUGGAGUUGUUCCAAGAAGGCAUACGGAUCGGGAGGUGCCACGACGUGGUGAACCACCACAGCCGCUGCCACCACCAUCACCAUCACAACCACAGCUUGGGUGGUGGGUGGAGGUAUCCUUGUGUGCCGACUAGAUGAAGAUGAAUAAGAUGAUGAUGAGGUUAGUAGUCUAUCAGUCAAUGGCUGAGCUCAGCCCACAAGGUGCGGAACUGGGGCAGCAGGAAAAGUCAUGUCCCUCCUCCCUGUCAGAGGCGCAAGGCUUGUCGGUGUGUCAUUUGGGCUGCGGAGCACAAAUAUCUGCAGAACUUUUACCAGAGUGAUGAUGAUGGCAAUGAGUACAGUGGGCCCGACCCCAUCUCGUGGGAGUGGCUCUGUUCCAUCACUGCAAACAGAUGAAAGAGAGGCAGAAAUGUUGGGGGUGAUGAAAUGUGGAAUCUUUGGGGAAGGAGAAAAUGAGAGAGAGAGAGAGAGAGAGAGAGAGAGGAAGACAAGAAUCAUCAGCAGUUGCUAUCUUCUUUUUUACCAAAUCCAGAAGUUUCAGCUGUUACAACAUAAAACAUGACUCUUGACGCGAAA